AUGGGCGCAAAUUUUUUCUCUUCGUUAACGUGCGGACUUGCAGCUGCGUUAUGCCUAACGGCUGUAUGGUCGCAGUCAAUUAACGCAGAAUCUGUUGUGGUUUCGUAUGAUGACCCGUUGAUCUACUACAAUGGUCGAUGGGAUAUCGAACCGGAGACAUGGUGGGUUGGUUCUGGAUUCAAGGUCAACGUGCAAAACCUCUCAAACCUGACGCUGAACCUCGGUCCCUAUACCUCCGAUCCCGUUCUGCUUGGCGUAUCGGUAAACUAUGGAAACUUCACGGGAUUUAACGCGACACAGGGCGAAAACGUCAUUCCUUUGGGGGAUCUUGCGCCUGGCUCGAACGCAGUGGUGAGGAUUAAUUCUGUAGGAUGGGAAGACAACCACAUGAAUCUCGAGACGAUUCAAAUCAAUUCUGGUGCAGUUCUCUUACCUUACGAGCCUUCUCGUAUUGCUUUCCAGUUUAUUGGUGACUCUCUGUCUGCUGGCCAAUAUGUUCCGUUGGGAGUCGAUCAAGCGUGGCCGUUUCUCACAUCUGAGUAUUUCAAAGGCGAACACAAUAUUCAGGCGCAACCAGGAAUCGCUUUGUCGGCAUGUCGUGCGCGUUUUUUCGAUAUAUACUCAUACGGAAAUGUUCACGGCAUGUCAUACCAAUUCUUCCAGACCGAGGACACGCAGUACUACUAUGAUGCUAUGCACAACUACACGACUCCGUGGAACUUUGCAAGAGACUAUCCUGCUGCCACGCACGUCGUAGUCAUGAUCGGUGCUAACGACAGCGGAAAUAACGUGACGGCAUCUUCGUUUUAUGAGACCUAUAUAGACUUCUUGGCUAGGAUACGUCUUAUUUAUCCUGUCCAACCGAUGUUCAUCAUUCUCCCGUGGGGCUGGCCGAGCGCUGAUGCUCCUCCAGCGCCUUAUUAUGUCGGAAUCUACCAGGAGGUUGUGGAAUACCGCCAAAGUGUCGGAGACAGAAACGUCUAUUUGGUCAAUGCUACUGGAUGGAUUGAUUAUAGCGACGUGUUUCCGAGCAAUUUGCAUCCGACAGUCGAAGGUCACCAGAAAGUGGCAGGUUAUUUCGAGAGCUGGCUGGAAGAAUGGGGGCUAGUAGCUGAGCCUACCUGGGCUACUCCCGCAUAG
This is a messenger RNA of Fibroporia radiculosa, 1140 nucleotides long. RefSeq lists its product as uncharacterized. The coding region runs from base 1 to 1140 and encodes 379 amino acids. The transcript is spliced from 12 exons. NCBI's taxonomy places the organism in Eukaryota, Fungi, Basidiomycota, Agaricomycetes, Polyporales, Fibroporiaceae. The record is from RefSeq and is a predicted model, not a curated record.